Molecule: messenger RNA, 1274 nt
Organism: Scleropages formosus (Asian bonytongue)
Lineage: Eukaryota; Metazoa; Chordata; Actinopteri; Osteoglossiformes; Osteoglossidae
Product: C-X-C chemokine receptor type 3-like
Exons: 3
Coding region: 202-1254 (350 amino acids)
Biological process (GO): calcium-mediated signaling; immune response; regulation of leukocyte migration
Cellular component (GO): external side of plasma membrane; membrane
Molecular function (GO): C-X-C chemokine receptor activity; C-C chemokine binding; C-C chemokine receptor activity
Source: RefSeq, a predicted model, not a curated record
CCCUUGUUCUGCUCUCUCUCCUUCUGUCUUACUUUAAAUUCUAAGAAUCAUUUUUUUUCUCUUUGUCGGUAUUGAUGUUUCUCACCUUGCCUGGUUUGGAUCUCAUCACUGCAGUAAUGAGAUCAUAAACGCAACAACAUGUUUUGAGCAAUUUUGAGCAUAACUGGACCGGACUUCAGUUCAGAGCUACGAGAAUUAUAAAUGGACAAAAGGGCAACAAUAACACUUACACUAGAAGAUCUGCAGGACCUUCUUCUCAACAGUUCCGAUGACGAUUUUGGCGAUAAUGAAAGUAUAUCCACCAGUGACACAUGCUGUACGGGCAGAGUAUGCAUGACAGAAACAGCUGCAGAGUUGGAAGCCGUGUUCAUCCCGGUUCUCUACUCCCUGGCCUUGAUUGUGGGCCUGCUGGGGAAUGGACUGGUGUUGGCGGUUCUGUGUCAGCUACGCCGCUCCUGGAGCAUCACCGACACCUUCAUCCUGCACCUGCUGGUGGCCGACACCUUGCUCCUGUUCACUCUGCCCUUCUGGGCGGCAGAGAUUGCCCAGGGCUGGAGCUUCGGUACCCCGCUCUGCAAGCUGAUGGGAGCCAUUUUCAAGGUGAACUUCUACUGUGGAAUCUUCUUGCUGACUUGUAUCAGUCUGGAUCGAUAUCUCUCCAUUGUCCACGCUGUUCAGAUGUACUCACGUGGCAAGUCCUGGAAGGUACAUGCCAGUUGCCUAGGCGUGUGGCUAAUCUGUCUCCUGCUAUCCAUUCCUGACUGGAUCUUCCUUCAGCAGUUGGAGGAUGAACGAUCAAAGACAGUGAAGUGCACUUACAACUACCUGGCAUAUAAAACCAGUGUUAAAGACUGGCAGGAAGCUUCCCGCUGGCUCUACCACAUUGUGGGAUUCAUCAUCCCCUCCAUCAUCAUGGUCUUCUGUUACUCAUCCAUCCUUUUGCGGCUGUUCCGCGGCUCACAGGGAUUUAAGAAACAAAGGGCCAUACGAGUGAUCCUGGUGCUGGUGUUGGCUUUCUUCAUCUGCUGGACGCCAUACAACAUUACACUUAUUGUGGACACAUUGCAUGCGAACAGAACCUUAAACGAAACGUGUGAAAGCACCAUAAUAUUAGAACUAUUGCUCUCAGCUACAGCCGCUCUAGGCUACAUACACUGCUGUUUGAACCCCAUUCUGUAUGCCUUUGUGGGGGGGAGGUUCCGACAUCACCUGCUGCAGAUGUUAAAGUCCAUAAACUGUAUGCUGAAGGGUUAGGAUCAUGCUUCCUCAUGAAA